AUGACGUUUCCAGGUGUUUGUCUAACUGGCCUGCUAGUGAUUCAUGCAGAUUCUCUCCGUUCGUAUAAUCAUACAGUCGACCAGAUAUGGGUGUUUCUGCUACCGAAGUUCACUCCAUUUGCAAUGUUCUUCCAAAUGUUGAGUGUAUAUAUUACAGUAAUCGCAGCACUCGAUUGCUUCAUAGGUGUUUCACGGUAUUGUGUUUCCAUAAAGUCGUGGUAUUGUACUGUGCAGAGCGCCACAAAAUUGAUCUGGGCCUCUGUUGCUUUCACAGCAGUUUAUAAUGUGAUUCUGUUCGGAGAGCUCGAAACUGUUCGCUGCUUCCAACCUGAACUGAACAUCACACGAUUCGAACUUUGCCCUACAGAAAUGAGAUUAAAUGACGCGUAUAUCAACAUAUACAGGGGGUACAUGUACGCAGCAGUGAUGGCGUUCAUUCCUUUCGUUCUGCUCGUUCUCCUUACUGCUGGUAUUUUGGUGUCUGUGAACGACAAACGAUACGCACCCGAAGCGUUCGGCGAGCAAUCAAUCCACACGAACAGCACAGGCUCAUUCAUCCAUCUUUUCACUCUCUAA
Molecule: messenger RNA, 576 nt
Organism: Anisakis simplex (herring worm)
Lineage: Eukaryota; Metazoa; Nematoda; Chromadorea; Rhabditida; Anisakidae
Source: the annotation of a GenBank genome assembly